Molecule: messenger RNA, 957 nt
Organism: Saccostrea echinata
Lineage: Eukaryota; Metazoa; Mollusca; Bivalvia; Ostreida; Ostreidae
Product: fibroleukin-like
Exons: 5
Coding region: 1-957 (318 amino acids)
Source: RefSeq, a predicted model, not a curated record
AUGAACUAUCAUGAUUGUAUCAUCUGUUUGAAUGUUUUCUUCUUUACAUGGUCCCAAGCCACCAAUGUUUCUUGGAAUUAUACCGCAAAACUGGACUUUGAUAAUAAAAAGUUUAAUGACGAACUUUUGGGCGAAUACAAUGCUCAGUCUACAUGUGUUUGUUCCGCGAUGUGUCAAGAGGAUUGCGGUGUCUUUGGAUACAAUCCUAAACUGAAGAAGUGCCGAGUCCACACUCAGUUCAACUGUACAUCUGAAAUGUCUGAUGAGGCAGGGUGGAGGUACUAUUUUGAUAAGUUUCUUCCUAUGGAUUGUAAAGACGUUCGUGAUAAUGGUCACACUAGUUCAGGUGUGUAUGAAAUUUAUCCUUUUGGGGCCCGCUCUUGUCCAGUCAGAGUUUACUGUGAUAUGGAGACAAUGGACGGAGGUUGGACGGUUAUCCAAAACCGAAAAGAUGGAUCUCUAAACUUUCAAAGGAGUUGGAAAGAAUAUAAGAAUGGUUUUGGUGAACCGGGCCAGAAUGUCUGGAUUGGAAAUAACCUUAUUCAUCAGUUAACAAAGGGAAAGAAGUCCUACCUGUAUGUGUCUAUCACACUAGAAAAUGGUACAACACUGUACGAGUUGUACGAACGAUUCUCCAUUUCCGACGAAGGAGAGAAGUAUAAACUCUUUCUGGCUGGAGAUGCCACGGGAACCUUAGGUGACAGGAUGUUAAACCCUGGGCACCCAGCUCUCGUUCUGUCUGGGAUGUACUUCAGUACCCCGAACAGAGACAAUGACCCAUGGGAUAUAAGUCAUUGUGCCUUAAAAUAUAGAGGGGGCUGGUGGUUUAACACCUGUCACAACGCCUUCCUGAACGGUCCCUGGGCUGAUCGUUACUACUGGAUUAAACCUUGGUAUCCUCCAAUUUACUAUUCAACAGAUGUGAAUGGAACAAUGAUGAUGAUCAAACGGCACUAG